Molecule: messenger RNA, 1548 nt
Organism: Phaeodactylum tricornutum CCAP 1055/1
Lineage: Eukaryota; Bacillariophyta; Bacillariophyceae; Surirellales; Neidiaceae
Exons: 1
Coding region: 86-1468 (460 amino acids)
Source: RefSeq, a predicted model, not a curated record
CCGACGUCUUGGGCACCGAUUGCACUUGCGUCAGCAAAGGUGCAGGGUUCGGCAUUCUAAUGCCAGAGGUCUUACAAGCACAACUAUGCCCUUUUUGGUCGCUGUGGGAGCAGCUUACGUAGCGUAUAAGAGAAAUGAGCUAGAGAAAGCUGCUCGUUUGGAUCCGGACGUUACGGUAGCCGGAAAGGUAGCUUGCUCCUUGCUGGAUGUUGAACGAGAGCUUUCUGUGUUUGAGCUGCCAAUUGUUACCGUUACGUUCUUCGAGGGAUCAUACACAAACAUAGUGAAAUCUUUGAAAGCGAGAGUAGAAACGAUUUUAAGUCUUAAUCCUUGGCUCGGAGGCUUGUUGAUUUUAGAUCGUGACGAUCAGUAUAGGCUCAAGCUUUACUACGACCCGACUGGUUCCGAUAGACCACCUGGGUACUUUCACGUUUACGAGCCGUUUAUUAUUCCUCUUUGUCGGGGUGGCACUCCUGAAACUCCCUACGAAGACUAUGGGAAAUUGAUGGCCGCAUUGGACGCUGUCGUUCAACCAAACGAACAACUCAUUGGCAAAAACAAGCCGCUCUGGAAGGUGUCUAUAAUUCCUGAUUCCGUAGCACCAAAUGAUCGUUUUGCUCUGGUGGUGUCUAUGUCCCACAUAUGCGGUGACGCCUUCACAUACUACAAGUUGCUGAACAUGUUGGACGAAGAUGCAAAGCUCGAGUCGCUGAAUCCCAUUCGCCCGGAAAAUUUUCAAAAGGUCGUCGAAGAAACGUUCGGUAAGCUCGAAGCUAACUAUUUGAGAGAUGCUAUCCGGCGUCCGCUUGUCAACUUUCAUGAAAACACCGACGACCCAGUAGUGUACAAAAUCUUCUUCGUUGACGAGGAAUGGUUGCUUGAUACAAAAGCGCGACGAAAGAGUGCAUUUGACGCAGCUAGUCUCGCGACCGUGGUGUCCAAGAACUCGGUAUUGUCGUCGUGGUUUUACAAAUUGAAUGGCGCUUCGAUUGGACUGCUACUCGUAAAUUUAAGAGGGCGUCUAGAUGGUUGUGCGGUUGGAAAUUGCGACGCCGGUAAUUAUAUACAUGCAAUCCCUUACACUGCGAAAGACUACGUAAGCGCCAGUCUUAUACAACAUUCACUGGCAAGGUUGACUCGCCACGAUGUCGGUAAGGCGAGUCCGCUGCCACAGUUUGGUUGGAACAUGACAUCGUCUGUCAGUGUGAGUUGGGAGCAAUUUUUUCGCAAGGAAAUUUCUUUGGGCGAGGGAGCCACCAUGUCCUUACAUCUCCCGGUCUAUAAUCUUGAAAGCUUGAAAGUACUUCCGGAUCGCGUAAGUCUGAUCAGUACGUUCACGGCGUGUCCAUCUGGGACAAAUGGCGCCAGACGCAGGCUCGGUGCGCUGGUUCUAUGCCGAAAGUCUGUUGCGUCAAAGAUUGGGAGAAGUCGUGCAGUUGAAGAACUGAUUGCAGAAGCUCAAAGAUGAGUUCUAAAAAGUGGAUAAAAGUUUGGGCAAAAGGGGAUCGCUAGAAUAAAUAGGAUGAUAGAGAUUGUCGAUUGACAAUU